CCGGUAUAACAUAUUUUUUUACUUUUUAUCUUUUCCCAUGGACAUUCACAGUAGCUUUGACGAGUUUCUCGAUUUACGCGAUCAGCACGAAGAAGGAGGUUUACUUCAGCAACAAGGAGAAUCAAUCAAGUCUCAGUCAGGACAACACCCAAAUUCAACAGCAACCCUAAUGACGAACGGUGAAAACGCUAUUACAAUAGCGGCGACAGCAGCAACAGAAGAUAAUAAUAGCACUCUAUCAGCACAAGAGAAUGGUGCGGUUGCGACAGUAUCUACCUGGAAUAUGACAGGUUCAGACGGUAGCUUGGCACCUGAGCAUGCCCCCAUCACCCACAAUACCAAUAACAACGACAAUGGCGUCGUUAAUGCAGCCACUGGCGCUACCACUUCUGCAGCAGCAGCAGCAGCCACAAUGGGCGACCCCAAUCAACCAUUUUAUUUUCCACUGGACAGCGCAAGUUGGGCAUCUGUUUUUGCAGCUUCAGAUAUGAACACUGCAGCACUGACAGCAUUCAUGAAUGAAAACCAACAAGAAGCAGCAGCAGCAGCAGCAGCAGCAGGUGCAGUUGUACCAUUAGCCAACACUGAUGCUUCGAGUGCACCUGCAAACGUAUCGCAACAACAGCACUAUAUUCCACCACAACAGAUGCUUUUACAACAGCCACCUUUGCUUCUUGCAUCGUCAACAGCGUCACCCGUACCAACUAUUACUGCUGCGGCUACUACUACUACUACUACUACUACCAUCGCUACCGACAACGAUACGAUGAAAAAUAAUAAUAAUGAAGAUAAUAGCGAUAAAUCGGCCACAAAUGUUGAAUUACCAGAGGCGAAAGAACAAGAAGAAGUGGAUACGGGAAGGAUGAAGACACGGUCGUCUCUGAGACUGCGAACUACGGUCAGCAACAAGCCGGCUAACGAGGAGCCCUCCAGCAAUCCUACAACAACAACUACUACUACAACGGAAACGCCAAAGAAGAAAACAAAGGGCAAAAGGCUUUAUUGUAUAUGUCAACAACCUUACACGGGUUUCACUGUGCUUGCGUGGACCUCGAUCCUGAUGAGGCAGAGGAUAUCGAAACAUGGGUUUGUAAGAAUUGUGAAGAUAAACAGGACAAGUCAGUUGCAGAAGACACGCCCAACGAGGAGCAAUCGACGGUCAAGGAUCAACAGUCGACUACGACCACAACCACAACCACAGGAAGGCCAUAUGCUACACGACAAAUACGAGCAAAAAAGUGUUUAUUAUCAACAUGCAAAAACAGAACACGAGCCGAUUCAUAUUGCAGCGAUGUUUGUGCCGCACAAGAUUCUAUGAGAAAGCCUGGAGACAGUGAUUAUGUGCCGACCAAGUCUCCAUCUCCUCCCAAUGAACGACGCUCGCGCACCACAUCAACGACCUCCUCCUCCUCCUCAUCAUCAUCA
Molecule: messenger RNA, 1425 nt
Organism: Zychaea mexicana
Lineage: Eukaryota; Fungi; Mucoromycota; Mucoromycetes; Mucorales; Lichtheimiaceae
Exons: 4
Coding region: 38-1318 (426 amino acids)
Source: RefSeq, a predicted model, not a curated record